Molecule: messenger RNA, 4109 nt
Organism: Cannabis sativa
Lineage: Eukaryota; Viridiplantae; Streptophyta; Magnoliopsida; Rosales; Cannabaceae
Product: pentatricopeptide repeat-containing protein At5g14770, mitochondrial
Exons: 3
Coding region: 69-3230 (1053 amino acids)
Molecular function (GO): protein binding
Source: RefSeq, a predicted model, not a curated record
UUAAGAUCUAUUCCCCGUCAAGAUUUUGGUUGAGUGUAACACUUCAGAACGUUCAUUUAAAAUUUGAAAUGAGAAUGGAAGCAGUAUUAGGAGUGCCUUUGAACGCUCAGGCAAAGGCCCUCCUUCUCCUCCGUCGUUUCUCUCCCCACACUCACUUCUUCACUUUCCUACCAACCAAACACCAUUUAUGUACCACCCCUUCUCUUCCCUCUCCUUCAAUAUCCAAAACCCAUCAAAUUAAACCCCCUUCUGCUCCUUCCCGUCAUUUCCAAACUACAUUUUCUCCUUUCCCGUUUCCGCCAUUGAUGAAGGCUCACUUGUAUACUUCUUUCUUUUGCACACUCAUUCACCUCUACUUGGCUGCUGGGAGAUUUUUGAAUGCAUCGGACGCCUUCUACGCUAUGCGAAAUCACGGUUUCGUUCCCGUUUUACCGUUGUGGAAUCGACUUCUAUACCAAUUCAAUGCAUGUGGUUUGGUUUCACAGGUUAGGCUUCUUUACUAUGAUAUGCUCUCUUGUGGGAUUGUGCCUAAUGUUUUUACGCAUAACAUAAUGGUCCAUUCACUCUGCAAAGUGGGAGAGUUGGUGCCUGCUUUGGAUUUUCUUAGACAGGUUGAAAUUGAUACUGUUACUUAUAAUACUGUCAUUUGGGGAUUUUGUAAGAAAGGUUUGGCUUUUCAAGGUCUUGGACUUCUGUCCGAAAUGGUGAAGAGGGGUAUUCCUAUUGAUUCUUAUACGUGCAAUACACUAGUAAAGGGGUUUUGCCAAAUUGGGUUUGUAGAUCAUGGGAGCCGGGUUUUCGAGGACUUAAUGAAGGGAGGGAUUCAUGGGGAUGUGGUAGGUUUGAACACCUUGAUAGAUGGGUACUGCAAAGUUGGACAUAUAAGUCAUGCUCUCAAGUUGAUGGAGGAUGUAAGAGAGGGUGAAUUUCCUGAUACUGUUAGUUACAAUUCUCUGAUUAAUGGCUUUUGCAAGAUGGGUGAUUUUGAAAAGGCCAAAUGCCUUUUUGAUGAGAUUCUAAGAUUACAAAAGGAAGAGGCUUGUGCUGAUUUGGAUGCUGAUGAUGUUCGGAGUGAGGGCGUAAUGUAUAUGAAACCAAACCUUGUUACAUACUCGACCAUUAUUGGAGCACUUUGUAAGCAGCAUAGGCUUGAUGAAGCUCUUUCUUUGUAUGAAGAAAUGGUUAUGAAUGAAAUAUUUCCUGAUGUGGUAACAUAUAGCUCCAUUUUGUAUGGCCUAUGUAAGCAUGGGAGAAUAAUAGAGGCAAAAGUGCUUAUGAGGGAGAUGGAGAAGAUGGGUGUGCAUCCAAAUCAUUUCUCUCAUACUAUUUUAAUUGAUUCCUUGUUUAAGUCAAAAUUUGUAGUGGAAGCUUUCAUGUUUCAAAGCCAAAUGGUGGUGCGCGGAGUUAUUUUUGAUGUGGUUGUGUGUUCUGCCAUGAUAGAUGGGCUUUUUAAAGCUGGAAAAACCAAGGAGGCAGAGGACAUGUAUCAAAUUCUUUUAAAGCUUAAUCUACUACCUAGCCAUGUCACAUAUUCUAUUUUAAUAAAUGGGUAUUGCCAAUUAGGAGAUGUGAGUAGUGCAUUGUGCAUCUUUCAUGAAAUGGAGCAGAAGCAUAUUUACCCAGAUGUCAUUAUGUAUUCCUCAAUUAUAAAUGGCUAUGUGAAGAAAGGCAUGCUUGAUGAAGCUAUUGAUUUAGUGAGGAAGAUGAAGCAACAAAAUAUCUUGCCAAAUGUACAUAUUUAUGCAACACUAAUUGAUGGGUAUUUCAAGGCAGGUGAGCAAGAACUUGCUCUUGAACUGUAUAAUGAAAUGAAAUUUGCAGGAUUGGAGGACAACAAUUUUGUACUUGAUGCUUUUGUGAAAACUAUGAAAGAAACCAGAAUGACAAAUGAAGUUCAAGAAUUAGUUGAAGAUAUGAUGUCUAGGAGUGUCUCACUCGACCUUGUCAAUUACACAUCUUUAAUGGAUAGUUUCUUUAAACUGGGGAAAGAGUCUACUGCUCUUAACUUGGCCCAAGAAAUGACAGAUAGAAAUAUCGGAUUCGAUGUUGUUGCAUAUAAUGUCUUGAUAAACGGUUUGUCAAGGGUUGGGAAAUAUGAAGUAGAAUCCAUCUACAACGGAAUGAAAGAGAUGGGUUUCGCUCCAGACAAGGCUACCCACAACAUCAUGAUUAAUGCAUACUGUAGACAGGAUAAUUCACAACGUGCUUUUAUACUCUGGAAUGAGAUGAUAAACCGAGGUUUUAUUCCAAAUUCAAACACUUCAAAUAGCCUAAUAAAAGGGCUUUGUAAAGCUGGUGAAGUUGAGAAAGCUAUGGAUGUUUUAAAUAAAAUGUUGGUUUAUGGAUCUCCCCUAACCUCAAUUAUUCACAGGGUGCUUCUUGAUGUGUCUUCAAAGAGUAGACGGGCUGAUGCAAUUUUACAAAUGCAUGAGAAACUUGUGCGUUUUGGGCUGAAACUUGACCGGGCUGUUUACAGUAAUUUAAUCACUGUCUUGUGCAGGUUAGGAAUGACUAAAAAGGCUACAGCAGUGUUGAAAGAAAUGAUAGGAGCAGGAUUUCUAGCAGAUAUUUCUACUUUCAAUGCACUUAUACGAGGAUAUUGCAUAAGCAGCCAUUUAUCAAAAGCCUUUGACACAUACUUUCAGAUGUUGUCUGAAAGAGUUUCUCCUAACAUUGAUACUUACAACUUUCUUUUGGAGGGCCUUUCUGGUGGUGGUUUGAUGAAACAGGCUGGAAAGUUAUUAAAUGAAAUGGAGGAGAGAGGUUGUGUUCCUGAGGCUUCUACUUACAAUAUUUUACUUUCUGGCCAUGGUAAAAUUGGAAAUAAAAGGGAAUAUAUGAAACUUUAUAUUGAAAUGAUAAGCAAAGGUUUUGUCCCCAGAACUGGCACCUAUAAUGUGCUCAUCGGUGAUUUUGCAAAGGUGGGAAAGAUGAGCCAAGCAAGGGAGCUUAUGAAUGAAAUGCUGUCUAGGGGAAUACUUCCCAACUCUUCAACUUAUGACAUACUUAUCUGUGGUUGGUGUAAGCUAUCAAAGCAUCCGGACUUGGACAGGCCACUGAAAAAUUCAUAUCUAGGUGAGGCCAAAAGAUUGUUGAAGGAAAUGAGUGAGAAAGGGUAUGCUCCUUGUGAAAGUACACAAUUCUGUAUUAGUGCUACUUUUGCUAGACGAGGUAAAAAAGCUAAUGCUGUGAAGCUGUUGAAUGAACUGUACAAGAGAAAUAACACAUGACAGAUGGGAUUAAGUUAAGAAAUGGAAAUUACAGAAGUGAAUUGCUCCUUUUCACUUAAUGUUCAGUUUCAACUGAAUCAAUGAUCAUUGACUCACGAAUGUGGACAGCAAGUGCAAAAUAACUUGCCUGAGCUUUUGAAGAUAUAUUUAAAGACAUGGGAAUUUCUUUGAUAUAGUUGGGACAUUUAGUUGUUCGCGGUGACAAGGUGAGAUGACGGAUUACAGAUGCAAGAGGUAGGAUUAAGCAAUUUUUCCUUGCAUUCUGUUCGGAUACUCUUAAUGCCACCUUAAUUUCUCCUAAGGCAUAUAAAGACUGAGGAGAUGACUGUCUGCAAAGUAUUCUGUUGAGAAGAGAAGGAACCAAAAGCAGUUUUACAUUAAGCAGAUUACUUGGGGAGGGCCUCUAAGCAUUAAUUCUCAGGUGCACACUUCUGUAGUGGGUGUGCUGACUACUGGAACUUCUUUGCACUAGUUCUUAGUUCUUGAUGUAAUAUUAUUCUGGUUUUGUAAUCUAUUCCUUGGAACUUAUUCAACGUACGUCAUAAUUUAUUUGGGAAAUUUACAUGUUAUACUAACUUUUGUCAUUUUUUUACAAAAAUACUGCCAGGCGGUAUUUUUUACUUUUUUACUGUAUUUUUUUUAUAAGUUUCAUACUGCAGUAUACUGUGUAAAAUUUUCACUGGUGUUCUACUGGUAUUUUACUAGUGUUCUACUGUUGUUUUGAGUUAUACUGCUUUGUGUUUUACUGGUGUUUUAUAAAAACACAGUAUUUUUGAAAAAAUUUCCGUGUGACAGUAUUUUUGUAAAAGUUAACCUAAAUUCUAGUAUUUUUGUAAGUUUCCCAUUUAUUUUUAAUUGGAGGCGUGUAUAUCUAUUCUA